GUCCUAAGACAAGACGGGACAAAGAGGGGGUCGUUUUUGUUCCAAUUUUACGUCAGAAUGUUCCAGCUCCUGCCCGGUCAAACCAUUCGGAAUUUGAUUCGGAAUCCUGAAUGGAGUCAGCACAGAGAACAGACAUCCAUGAUCGAACAAAAAUAUUUAAAAAACGUGUGUAAAUACGUACGUCUCGUGUCGGAUGUGGAGACAGCAAUAAAAAACAAACCAGAAGCCGACAACAUACGAGCAGAAGUGUCUACAAUAGUAUCCAAUUAUGUAAACUAUCAGAGCCAACCCCGAACAAAAGAGAACGACUGGAUACAUAGGGACAUUAUGAAAAGUAAAAAUUUCUUACGAGAGAACCCAAACCUCUACGUAACAAAAGCCGACAAAGGUAACAAAACUGUACUGAUAUCAGCCACCGAAUACCACCAAAAAAUGACUGCGAUGGUCAACGAUACAUCGACCUACAAGGAGCGCAAAGAUAAUCCCUCGAAAAGGGUGUUGAAGAAGCUGAAUACCAUCGUGAAACAGUGGUGGUUAAAUAAACACAUAGAUACGGCAACCAAAUACAAACUUAAAGUAUACCACUGCAACCCACCGCGGGUCUACGGUCUACCGAAGAUACACAAGGAAGGCCGCCCUCUUCGACCUGUCGUUUCCACCAUCGGCUCAGCCACCUAUCGCAUGGCUCAAUACUUAGCAGGAAUACUGAACAAUUUGGUAGGAAAAACCGAAUACCAUGUUCGCAAUAGUUUCGACUUUGCAGAAGAGGUAUCCAAGGUGCGGGUACCGGACGGAUGCGUCCUUUUUUCGCUAGAUGUGAUUUCUCUUUACACAAACGUGCCUGUAGAAAAGGUAUAUGAGUGCGUAGAAGAGAGAUGGCAUGAGCUGGACCUCAUAACGACUAUACCGUGGGACAAUUUCAAACAAGCGAUGAAAGCUGUCCUGGAAGCUUCCUUUUUUCAAUAUGAUGGGAAGUUUUAUGACCAGACAUUUGGUGUGCCAAUGGGAUCACCUUUAUCUCCUGUUGUCGCGAACAUAGUGAUGGAAAAGUUGGAAAAAGAUGCUAUCGAAAAGCUGAAACAGAAAAACAUAUCACUAGUAGUAUACCGGCGCUAUGUGGAUGAUUGUUUUGUUGUAGGACGAGCUAACGAAAUCGAAACUGUCGUUCGAACGUUCAACGAGCAACAUAAUAACAUCAAUUUCACUUGUGAAAUGGAAGAACGUGGUCGCAUUCGUUUUUUGGACCUUAUGCUGCCUAGAGAAGGAGAAAAAAUACAGAAAGCAUGGCAUCCGAAACAAAAAACUGGACGAUACCUAGACUACACUUCGGAGAGUCCACACACUCAUAAGAAAAAUACUGCAAUUGCACUCUUUGACAGAGCGCUUAAACUGACGGAUACGGAGAAACGAGAAGAGACCAUUAAAACAGCAUUAGACAUACUACGCAGCAACAACUAUCCAGAACAUUACAUUAGACGUAUUUUAAAACAACGAGUAGAUCUACUAUACAACACGAUGAAAACCAGGGGAACAGAAGAACGAACAACAAAAUACGCAUCUAUUCCGUACAUUCCCUGCUUAAGCGAGAAGAUAGGGAAGCUUCUGCGCAAGAAUGACGUCACAGCUGCUUACAAACCAACGAAUAAAAUUAAAAGUACCGUAUUUACCAUGCUGAAGGAUAAGAUACCUAAGAUGCAACAAACCAACAUAGUGUACAGUAUCCCUUGUGGCGUCUGUGACAAUAAGGAGUACAUUGGGCAGACAUCACAGACGCUAGAGAAGCGCAUAACACAACAUAAAAAUUCUAUACGCACAAGAACGUCGUGCACGGGUCUAACUCAACACACGACGGAACAGGGGCAUCAUUUUGAUUUCUCCAAAACACAUGUGUUAGAGAGAGUCAACAACGAGGCCAAUAGACUAACAGCAGAAGUUCUUCACAUAAAACUGAGAGAGGAGAGCGCAGUGAACCUACAGCGUGAUGCCGCCAGUUUCUCCUAUGCAUACAACGGGCUUCUCAACAAACUGCGGUCUACGCAGCACGGUAAGCGUGGUCAGCAAAGAGAGACGCCACGAACGUGAGAGAGAAAUUUAAAUUUAGUUUUAUUUGGACAGUCCCGCGAGCGAGAAGCGAACGGGCUUAAAUUUCUGAGGAUGGCCGAAGAAUGAGUAGGCUGAAACGUAAACAACGGAAAUAGUUUUAUUAUAUUUUUCACCGAACAACAUCAACCGAAACCAGUAAGCAGAAUCGAACGGUGACCAAAGCUGAA
Messenger RNA from Topomyia yanbarensis, 2270 nucleotides. RefSeq lists its product as uncharacterized. Lineage: Eukaryota; Metazoa; Arthropoda; Insecta; Diptera; Culicidae. The coding region runs from base 58 to 2082 and encodes 674 amino acids. The record is from RefSeq and is a predicted model, not a curated record. The transcript is spliced from 2 exons.